Messenger RNA from Miscanthus lutarioriparius, 1230 nucleotides. Lineage: Eukaryota; Viridiplantae; Streptophyta; Magnoliopsida; Poales; Poaceae. The record is from the annotation of a GenBank genome assembly.
AUGGCGCUCUCGCGCUUCGUGCUACCGCUAAGGAACCCGCUUUCGUUUUGCAGGUCAGACGCUGCAGCGGAACGGUACAUUGCCUUCGUCAAUGGUGCUCUCGCGCUUCGUGCUACCGCCGCCAAGGAGCCCGCUUUCGUUGAGGACCUGGCCAUCUCGUUCGACAUAUCUGAACAAGAAACAGGACAGCUAGUGCCCCUAUCCGUGGAAGCCGCACAGGGAUGGAUCCGUUACGCUGUGCAGCACGCGGUGAAAUCUUUCAUCUUGAAACUGAUGCUGCCAUGGCAGUGGCGGUUCGACCUGGAUCGCGAUGACAACGACAUCGAGCAUCCUGUGAUGACCCUUGACGAGAUGGAUAAUCACUAUGCAAAGAUGGAGACCAUGCAUUUGAGAUUGGGUGGGGCAGAACUUCGACUGCCUUCUUCCACAGUGGUCUUCCCGUCCCUUAUAGAUCUUUCACUCCAAGACAUAGAGGUCCCAGCCGGUGGUGGCUACCUCCUUUCCCGCCUCAUGUCGUCGGCGUGCUGUCCACGCCUGCACAAGCUUCGGCUUCGGCAAUUGAGUUUUGAGCUCUCUACGAUGGAAGUGAUGUUGCUUAUUGAGGCUAACACACUUUUGGAGCUGUCGCUAGAGUCAAUGUUUGAGCUGCAAUUCUUGGAACUCAGGACGCCUAGUCUCCAAGUUCUACAUAUUGAGGACUCCUUCGAUCUCAAUGGGUUCACAGUCUCAGCUCCAAGGUUGGAGAAUCUUAGGUUCUGUGUACAACAGCCUUUGCAUAUUGAUGACGUUCAUGGUCAAUUGUCAAGUGUGGGAACUCUGAAGAUUCAAAUGUUCUCACAUGGAGAAACCGACAAUGAGGAUAGAAACGAUGCUAGCAUUCAUCUCCUGCAAUGCUGUAGGUUAACUAGAUGCCUUUGUCUUUUGAAAUUCCAAAGCAAUAUUAAAUAUCUCAGGCUACAGCUAUGCUACAUCAUUAAAAAGAAGAACCAAUCAGAAUUGGAUCUCUUAUGUGAUAAUAACUCAUGCCAUUGGAGAUCCCAUGAGUUUUCUCUAGAUCAUCUCGAGAAAGUAGAGUUCAAGGAAUUGAUGGGAACUGAUUGCGAAUUCCAGUUCAUUCAAUCCAUACUGACAAAGGCAACGGGAAUUCGGAAGGUGGGCGGGCCGGGUGCCAUACGCCGGAGCUGGCGGUUACGGCCCGUCGCUGCCAUACCGGUGCCUGACAUAGGUUAG